AUGGCCACUGCUACUACCAGCAGCACCACUGCCGCUGCCACCGCCCCGAGCAUUAUCACGAGGCAACAACAACUUCAACAACUUCAACCGGUCCUGCGUACAGAACGCCUGGUGCUUCGGCCACUAGGGCCCGAGCACUUCGAAUACACCAGGCAGCUUGACUUUGACCCAGACGUCAUGCGAUAUGUGCUCACCGGGAAGCCACUUACACCAGAGCAGGCCGUUGAGGUGCACCAGUGGCUGAUGGAUGCAGCGAAGCCUGUCCCCGGCCUCGGCUGUUGGGUCGGGUUCAUCGAUGAAGACUUUGUCGGAUGGUGGGUCCUUGCACCAUCUCAGACAAACCUAGGAGAGGACGGACCGGCGAAAUACAACCCUGAACGAGCAGAAUUCGGAUGGAGGCUCCUGCCUAGGUUUUGGCGAAAGGGGUAUGCAAAGGAAGGGUCGCGCGAGCUGUUGAGGCACGCGUUCCAAGACCUUGGCCUGAACGAGGUCGCCGGGGACACGAUGGCGAUCAACGUGGCCUCUCGAGCCACGAUGGCGUCCUGCGGUCUGAAACAGGUUCGGACUUUCUAUAACCAGUAUGAUGAUCCUAUCCCCGGCAUCGAAGAGGGCGAGGUGGAAUAUCGAAUCACCAGGGAUGAAUGGCUGGCUCUGCAACGUCCUGUACACCGCCAGCUUGGUCACCUUUAG
Exophiala spinifera is the source of this 690-nucleotide messenger RNA. RefSeq lists its product as uncharacterized. The record is from RefSeq and is a predicted model, not a curated record. The coding region runs from base 1 to 690 and encodes 229 amino acids. The transcript has a single exon. NCBI's taxonomy places the organism in Eukaryota, Fungi, Ascomycota, Eurotiomycetes, Chaetothyriales, Herpotrichiellaceae. Gene Ontology annotation, molecular function: acyltransferase activity, transferring groups other than amino-acyl groups.